GCGGCGGCGGCGGCGGUGCGGCCGUGUUGUUGUGGCGGUGGCGGCGGCCGGCCGCCGCGGAGCUCUCCGAGUCCUAGCUGCUGAGUCUGCGCGCUGCUGCAGAGGGCCUGACCCACCGCCUCGCCGCAGGAUUAAUUUAUUUUUGGAAAUCAAGUGCAAUAUUAAAAGGAAAACAAACCAAACUACAUUAUUGGAAGCCAUUUCUGCUAAUUGUAAUACAUUUUAAAGUUUAUGAUUUGAUUUGAAUACUAUCAUGGGAGGAGCUGUGAGUGCUGGGGAAGAUAAUGAUGACUUAAUUGAUAACUUAAAAGAAGCUCAGUAUAUCCGCACUGAAAGAGUGGAGCAAGCCUUCAGAGCGAUUGAUCGCGGAGAUUACUAUUUGGAAGGUUACCGAGACAAUGCUUACAAAGAUUUAGCCUGGAAGCAUGGGAACAUACACUUGUCAGCACCUUGCAUUUAUUCUGAAGUUAUGGAAGCAUUGAAACUUCAACCAGGAUUGUCUUUUCUUAACCUGGGAAGUGGAACCGGAUAUUUAAGUACAAUGGUGGGCUUAAUUUUAGGUCCUUUUGGAAUAAAUCAUGGGAUUGAGCUUCAUUCAGACGUGGUGGAAUAUGCCAAGGAAAAACUGGAGAGCUUCAUCAAAAAUAGUGAUAGCUUUGAUAAAUUUGAGUUCUGUGAACCUGCAUUUGUGGUUGGCAAUUGCCUCCAGAUAGCAUCUGACAGUCAUCAGUAUGAUAGAAUUUAUUGUGGAGCUGGAGUCCAGAAAGACCAUGAAAACUACAUGAAAAUAUUACUAAAAGUUGGAGGCAUUCUAGUCAUGCCUAUAGAAGAUCAGUUAACACAAAUUAUGCGAACUGGACAAAACACUUGGGAAAGUAAAAAUAUCCUUGCUGUUUCAUUUGCUCCACUUGUGCAACCAAGUAAGAAUGAUAAUGGCAAACCAGAUUCUGUGGGACUCCCCCCCUGUGCUGUCAGGAAUCUCCAGGACUUGGCUCGUAUUUACAUUCGACGCACACUUAGAAAUUUCAUAAAUGAUGAGAUGCAGGCUAAGGGGAUUCCUCAGAGGGCUCCACCCAAAAGGAAAAGAAAGAGAGUUAAACAGAGAAUUAACACUUAUGUAUUUGUGGGUAAUCAGCUUAUUCCUCAGCCUCUAGACAGUGAGGAGGAUGAGAAAAUGGAAGAAGAUAACAAAGAAGAGGAAGAGAAAGAUCACAGUGAAGCCAUGAAGCCAGAGGAGCCACCUCAGAAUUUACUGAGAGAAAAAAUCAUGAAGCUCCCCCUCCCUGAAUCUUUAAAAGCUUACUUGACAUACUUUAGAGAAAAAUAACUUAGAUCAAGAAGAAAGAAUGCCUACUGAUAAUUCCUUUAGUCUUGAAAAUGUAGCAUUUGUUAGGAGUUAAAAGAGAAUUCUUUCUUUCAUCAGAGGAAAUUAUAGUGGAAAAAGUAUAACUUGUUUCUGUCUUAGUAAUAAAAAUGAUGUAUUCAGUGAUUUAAAAGAAUCCUUUUUAUAAAAUAUAUUUUUCUUUAAAUCUUGGAAAAAUUACUGUUUUAACUCAGAGUGACUCCAAGAGUGGAAUGCAACAAUAGUCAAGACUUUGUGUACUGUAAAUCCUUUUCUGAUUCCUUGCAGAUUUGUAGUGGUGAGGAUUAGACUUACUUUUAUAAAAGGUUAAAUAACUGUUGAGCGUAUAUAAUCUGAUUUGAAUCGCAGUUAUUUGCAUAUCCUCUCUGGAAACUUUCUUAUCUAGUAAGGAAAUCAAAUGCUAUGUAGACCCACUUACCUUACUUUUGUUGCAAUCACUAUUGCUGAGUUGCUAUAGAUGUAUUCCGGGCAAUAUAUGAGUGCAAUAACAAUACAGAUAUUGAAUAAUUUAGCUUUAAAAAAAAGUUUCAUGGAAUUCAACAGCACUGCUACUUUUGCUUUUGAAUCUAUUGCCAAAAGACAUGGGGAAAAUAUCUGCUUCUCUCAUAGAGAUUUUAAGAGCACAUCAAGUGAAUACUGAAGUUAAGAACUAUAUACUUAAUACAACUCUUAAUUUGUAUGGACCCCUUACAUUUUCAGUAUUUAAAAAUAAUGAGGUUAUCUUACUCUCUGGCAUUUUAGAAGAUAGAUAGUUUUUUCUAGAGUCCAAUGUAUAAAGUGUUGGGUUUAAAAAAAAAAAGCCAUUGUUCUAUGCGACUGUUGAUAGCACAGUGAGUGAGUAAGCAUGAGUAACAGCCACGUUUCUGGGUUGUGCUGAGUCGCAGGGCCAGAGCAGAUUUGGACAGCAGGUGCACUUUAGCAAAUGGAACUUCUCGUUCAUCUGAAUAUUUAUCUUUGACAAGGCAGGGCCAAGGUAGCCUAUGUUUGCUUUGAAAUUCAUCUUUGUAGUGUAAGAAAUAAUUCACAGAAAUUGUAUGUAGAUGCAUUUUGCUUUGAAAAUCUGAUUCAUAAUCAUAGUGUAAUCUUUGGGACCUACAUUGUCCUCAUUUAACUUCUUCCCUUGUUUGUCUAUUUCUUUGGGUAAAAUUAUAAUAAUUUUUAUUUUUUGCUUAAUAUCACAUACUUAAACUAUCCAUCAUUUGAAGGUUAGUUAUAGCUUAUCAAUGAUAAAACAGGUAGUAAAUGCCAUUAUUGGUUUGUUUCUUUUCUCCCUACUAGGGCCUGAAAACAGUCAUUCCUUGUUAAGAGAGUAUACAGUAUAACAUAUUUACUACUUAGUGUUACAUGGAUUAUAUAUUUUUUAAAAGGAAAAAUUUGAAAGUAUCACUUAUUACCACCAGCAUCACUAUUACAAUAGUUGAUCAAAUAUGUAUGGUUAAGGAAACCUAAUCAGUGUAGAGUGAAAGGAUUGCUAUCUCUGCAAAGAUUCAACUAUUAAUAAUAUAUAGAUGGUUUCAAAAAUCUCAGCUCUGGGAAUUCCACACGUCUAAAAGCAAGUGCUUAACAUAUUAUAAACAUGAAUUAUCCCAAGUAAAUGAGGAUAUUUUAGUAAUGUGAAAGGUAAUUUCAUGGAAGAUACUUGUUUUAUACCAGUGACUGGGGCUAGGGGUUGGGGAUAUUGCCACAAUUUUUCACAGAUGAUUACUAAGUGUUAUUGUUAAGAAGUGCCCCAUCUCAUUUCUAUCAAGGAAAAAAAUAGUUUCACACAAUUGUCAUCUGUUAGAAAUGUUCGUUUUCUUUUGAAUUAAAUGUUAGUUUUAGAAAUUUAAUCUUGAGUUCCUGGUCCCCAUAUACUUUUACCUAGCAUCCCCACCCCUACUUUGUUGUUUUUGGAGCUGGUGUCCAGAUGUGUAACAUACAUAUUCUUAGCUGAUGAUAGUACUAUUCAGGAGAGAGUUUUUGUUAAGGAUAUGUUUGAAAAUUGAUUUUUUCAUAUUGUCUUUCAUUCUCUUGACCUUGGCGAAGUGUACAGUAGAUUUUCAUGAUCAUUGCAUAUUUUUUGUCAUUGAAAUGUAUCUUUUGUGCUUUUAAAUGCAUUCAUUUUACAGUUGUGGCUUUAUUAUUGACUUUAAAUAAAGAAGUAGAAAUAAAAAAUAAAAUUUCAAGUGAAAGCCCUUUUAUUAAUGGGGAUAUAUUAGAAUGAUUAAGAAUAUUUUGAUUUGUGUUUAUUUUUUAAUGAAUUCAUGUUUACUUAAGUAUGGAUAAUUAUGCUUUAUAGAUGGAGAAAUAUCAAAUAAAGACAGAGUAAAAUUAACUGAAAACGAUGAGGAAUAUAUUCAUGGGGUUUUACAGCCAGAUAAAACAGUAGAAAUAAUCGAAUGUAGUCUUUUAUUCUGCAGGGAGAAAGUAGGCCUAGGGCAGUAGCAUGAUUUUCUAAGUCAGACAUCUAGUUGGAGAUGUUUGAAAUAACAUCCAGCGAGUGGUUAAUAUUUGGCACUCUCAUCAUGAAGCCAGGGUUCGUUUCCCGUCAGGGAACCACACCACCAAUCUGUUGUCAUACUGUGGCAGCUGUGUGUUGCUGUGAUGCUGAAAGCUAUGCUACCAGUAGUUAAAAUGCCAGCAGAGUCACCAGUGGUGGACAGGUUUCAGUGGAGCUUCCAGACUAAGACAGACUAGGAAGAAGGACCUGGCCACCCACUUCUGAAAAGAUUGGUUGUGAAAACCUUUUGAAUAACAGUGGAACAUUGUCUGAAAUAAUGCUGGAAGGUGAGAGGAUGGUGCAAAAAGACCAGGCAGUGUUCGCCAGGGUUGCCAGGAGUGAAAAUCUACUCCAUUGCACUAACAACAAUCUGGUGAAACCCAAGAACCUGUCAACGACCCAGAACUACCCAGAAGAUAAUUUAAAUCUAUACUGCUUGUUGGUCUGUAUAUUUGGUUCUAGUAUUAAUAAACAAAAAUGUCAUUAAAAUAGCAUACAUAAUCGUUAAAAGAAAGUACAAAAAAUGUAAGUGUUCGUUUCUAGCUGUAUGAGAGGGUAAAAGUGAAGCAAAACCUGUUAAAUUAUGCGACGACUUGGAAAAUUAUUUUAAAUAAACAGUUGCAUAUAAUUAAGCAUCA
Messenger RNA from Equus quagga, 4480 nucleotides. RefSeq names its product protein-L-isoaspartate (D-aspartate) O-methyltransferase domain containing 1 (gene PCMTD1). The record is from RefSeq and is a predicted model, not a curated record. NCBI's taxonomy places the organism in Eukaryota, Metazoa, Chordata, Mammalia, Perissodactyla, Equidae. Gene Ontology annotation, molecular function: protein-L-isoaspartate (D-aspartate) O-methyltransferase activity. The transcript is spliced from 6 exons. The coding region runs from base 254 to 1327 and encodes 357 amino acids. Gene Ontology annotation, biological process: protein modification process. Gene Ontology annotation, cellular component: cytoplasm.